Messenger RNA from Bolinopsis microptera, 1632 nucleotides. RefSeq lists its product as uncharacterized. NCBI's taxonomy places the organism in Eukaryota, Metazoa, Ctenophora, Tentaculata, Lobata, Bolinopsidae. Gene Ontology annotation, cellular component: membrane. Bases 193 to 1221 code for a protein of 342 amino acids. The transcript is spliced from 8 exons. The record is from RefSeq and is a predicted model, not a curated record.
UAACACUAUAACACUAACAGCUUCACGCACGAUAUAAUGUAUGCCGUCUUGUAAUGUUUCCUUGCGUUUUAGAUUGGUCGGAUAGAGUAAUGGGAAUUUGACGGCCCGGUAAUGGCAGAGCUGAACGAGCAAGGUGAAGAGUGGUUGGAGCUGACAACUUGAACUGGUGCUGAAGAUAACAAUUACAAGGAAAUGGGAAACAGAAAAGAUCAUAUCGUUAAUGAGAUGCAUAAGCAGCCGACGUUGAGGAGCAGUAUAACUGUAAACGUUAGCAAGGAUGCACUACAGGACCCCUCUAUGAAGAGACUGGACAAGUGGAGGUCCAUGUUCCACAUGUUCAACUUGCUAACCUUCACCGUGGCUCUUAUUUCUCUUGGAUUGUCUCUGCUUACCUACGCUUCUGCUACACCCUCCCCCAGUACUGUAGCAGAGUACGAGUUACCCAUGGUUUACUACGGUAUUAAUGGUGCCCUCAUGACUGGUCACACUGCAUUUGGAGCAUUCGCUUGUGUCAAAGCUGAGAACCUGAAAGUUCUUAAGAUCUACACCGCUAUUGGUUUUCUCCUGGUUAUAGAAGAGCUCGCUAUAGGUUCUUGGAUGUUGGCUACAAUCCAAAACAGAAUUAAUGCAGUAAUUAAUAAAAUAAGUAAUUUGGAGUCUCAACACUCAAAUCAUGACCAUGAUGAAAGUCAGAAGAGGGACACUGUCGACCAGACUAAACGUUUAGCAAAACGAGACGACGAUCACACCGAGGACCACGACGAAGACAGCGAGACGUCCGAAACUGAAGAUCAUGCCGAAGAUGAUUCAAAUUCAGUUGAGGCACAUAUAAUUUAUAAAGAAAUAAACAAGUAUUACGGGUGUUGCAUGUACGCUCAAAAGUGGGUCGAUGACGAUGAUCUUCAUCCUGAGGAGGUGUACGAGCAUUGUCUGACCAACGAGUAUCUGUUCUGUGGUGUGAAGUUCGUUUUGUUCCCUGGGACAAAGAAUCUGAAGAAGACAAUAGAAACGAGUUGUGACUGCGAGAUUAAAGUGGGGGAAGUCGUCACUGUGCGGAUUUUAAAGCAGACAGUUUUAUUAUUCAUAGCACUACCCUCCCAGAUCCUCUGUUUAUUUGGAGUAGCUAUGUUUAUCAAGUUUGAAAUUUCGUUCAGGAACAAUAGUAUGGUUGAAACGGUUUCGAUACCAAAUCCCUCUACGGUAAUGAAUAAAAUUGAUUAAAUAUAACUGAGAUUUUCUAUAAUGGAAGAAUUGUGCUCAGUUGGGAUUUGUAUUAAAAAGGCAAUCAAGAUUCUAUCUAUUCAAGAAAUAGCUUGACCAAUGUUUGGAUUUGUUUGUGUUUGUGGGUUCUUCAGAAAAUAUAAAGAAAGGGUAAAUUUUAAUCAUAUGAUCAAUGAUAUUGUCUAGCAAUCAUAGCUUUCAGAUAAUCUUGAUGCAAAAUUUCAGUCAACAUACCUUCUCAUCCAGUCCACACAAUUACAUAAUCUACUGAUCGAAUCUAAAAUACUGACAGUAGGUACUCAGUACAGUGUUUUACUUAUAUUUCUGAUUAUGUAAGCGACCAUUUCGAUUUAACGAGUGUAUAUAAUAUUAAUACUGUAUCAGUUUUGAAUUUCACGAUCUUGGUUUUUA